AGAUAGAUUAAUGGAUAUUUAAUGAUAAAUAACAUACGAUAAAUUAUUUUUUAUAUUUCUUAAUUGAUUACUGUUAUUCUUUACUAAUUAGGAAUAUAACUGAUAAAUCUACUAAUUAUGUGUAAAUAUAAAUCUCUAUAAAGUUUUUUUAACUAUAAUAUCAUACAUAAAUUAUUAUAUAGAAUCAACGAAGGAAUUAAUACGUAUAAGUUAAACAUAUAAUUAUAUAUUAUCAUUAUUUGUAAAAAGCUUAAAUAUAGAGCAUACAAUAAUAAAAAAUAAAUUUAAGCAACCUAACAAUAAAUGUAAAUGUAAAUGACGAAAUAAUUUGAAAAUUAUUCUCACUACAUUUCUCUACAAAUAAAGUUGUAAAUUUAUAAAUGUAAAAAAUCUAAAGAAAUUAAUAAUAAUUUUUAUUAAGAAAAAUCACACACAUUCACAAUAAAAUACAUCAAAUAUAUGUUAGAUAAACUUUUUAAAAGAAAUUAUGUGACACACUAGCUUUGUACUAUAAUACUGAAGGUGUUAUUUAUGACUAUAUUAUAUUUUGCUUUAUACUGCUCCCUCUUAUCCCUCAUUCUAUGCCUAUCAUAAUUACGAUUGUGCCUAGGGAAGUAAGAAAAUAAUUGUACCAUUACGAUAGGGCUCAGCCCUCGAUACAUUAUAAUUCGCUAGUUGCAUAAUUUGUGAACUUACACACAUGGCUCUGCCAGAAGCAAAACUGCAAAGCAGGAAAUGUGCAUCAGGGGGAUUACGUGCAUUACAUUAUCUAAAAUGUUUUAUGCUUACAGCUGUGCGGUAUACACGUUGAUGAUAAAUUAAAUAUAAUACGUAUCCUGCGCGAAAUGCUACUCUCCGUCGACGAAGUCAGUUCAAAUCGUGUGUAUACGCAUGUAACGAUAAUAUAAGAGGAUAGAUCUAAUAUUUGUAAUGGCAAAUACACUGACAAUAGAGAAACUUAUCGCGUUUUUGAAGGCCGAUUUGUUAUUUGCAUGUUGCUGGCCAUUACCACCAACUGCUACAAAAUGGGAAAUAAUACGUAACAAAAUAUUUCGCUGUCUUUCUGUCUUGCACGGAUUGAUCAUGGUGAUUGCGAUAAUAUAUACAAUUUAUACUAAUCGGUCAGAUUUAUUUUUGAUAAUGAAAUUAUGCUGCGAGUUAUGCACCACUGCAGAGGUUCCAUUACAAAUAAUUUGCUUCUCGAUGCAGUACGAUCGUCUCCAGUAUGUGAUUUAUGAAUUGGAGGAUUAUUGCAAGCGUGCGAAACCAAAAGAGAGGAAUGUUUUUCAUCAAUAUAUUGAUAGUUGUAAAUUAAUUUAUGUAGGUUCAAUAUGCGCCUUCACUGUUACCGGUCUACUUUUUAUUCUUAGUCCUGUCAUAGAACCGCAUCCGUUUCCCAUCGAUAUAGAAUAUCCGUUUUUCGUGGACUACCAACCUUUGAAGAUUAUCAUUUAUUUACAUCACAUACUACUUAUAUAUCAAAGUUAUACGCAGGUAUGUGCAAACAUUUUCAUUGCCCUUCUCUUGUGGUUUGUGUCAGCGAGAUGUGAUAUCUUAUCCAGCAGAUUUCGAGCAGUCACGAAAUUUGCCGAAUUACAUGCAUGUGUAGAAGAACAUCAAGAAUUACUCUGGUAUGGAAAGAAAGUAACUCUUUCUAUUCGAUAUGUGAUGUUAACAUCGCUGGCUGUUAGUACAAUAGUUAUCAUAUUUACUGGCUGCACUUUUCUUAGCCGACAACCAAUGUCGGUAAAAUCAACAUUUUUAAUCUUCUUUAUCUCAUCUCUCGCAAAAGUAUAUUUGUGCGCGUGGCCAGCUGAUCACCUGCUAAGUGCAAGCACUGAUAUUACUCACGCUGCGUAUGACUCAAUGUGGUAUAACGGGAAGGUUGAUUUUCAGAAGAAUUUUAUGCACACUUUAUUACGUGGCCAAAAACCUAUAGCUGUAAACGUACCCUGCAUGCUACCGACUGUUUCGUUAAAUUAUUAUGCCUCAUACAUCUCGACUGCUUUCUCCUAUCUAGCCACGUUUCGAGUUUUACUUGAAGAAGAUGAUGAUUGAACGAUGCUGAUACACUUAUGUAAAAUACGAAUAGUUCUUGUAUAAUAAUUGUAUCUAGUAAUUAUCAAAAAGUGGAUUUCUGAAAAAUAAGAUCUGCGUAUUAUAAUAACGUAUAAUAAAUUAUACGAGUUAUUUCUUUCCGUCUAUAUCAUAUCACUACCGACAAUGAAUUGAUUUCGCUUUACCUUAAGUCGUAUACUACGCUUGUUAUAAUAGCUUGUAGUCAAUUACCAGAAGGGACUCUGUAAUUCCGUUUCAUUGCUAAUUAUAGUAUAUCGUGUUGGAUUUAAUUAUUACUAGACAAUUACGUAUACUAUUAGACUGUAAUUACAUAAAAGCAAUGUAAUAUCUGGAAGUGCUUGUAAGUUUGUGCUGAUGUUAGGUUCGAUACGUAUGAUUAAUUAAUGACGUUUAUUUUCUUAUGUGAUGGAAAAAGCAUUUCAAGACAAAGUGUUUAAUCAAUACCGAGGAAAAUUAUUCCUCUGUAAAGACAACUUUCCAGGUAAUAAUCAAUCGUAGCAACUAAGAUCGUCAGCACUUUCGCAUAAAUGCUGUUUUACUCCAAUAUUAUACGUGAAACUUCUCCCGCAGUCUGUCGAAUAAUCUUAAAGGAAUAAUGAGCAAUUCAAGUGUUCUACAAAUAGGCUUCCGCAUUUCCGAAAGUAAAACAACUUUCGCAACUUCAAAAGAUAUCAGUGUUUCGAAUUAUGUUUAACAUGUGUGACUUAUGAAAACAUCACGUAAUUGCAUAAAAAUAUCGAAAUUAGAGAAGCUUGCGAUAUUAAAACUAGAUUUUGUCAAUACUUAAAUUAUAUUUAAUUAUAUUAUUUUUUUAAUACUUAAAUUUUAAAAGA
Molecule: messenger RNA, 2912 nt
Organism: Formica exsecta
Lineage: Eukaryota; Metazoa; Arthropoda; Insecta; Hymenoptera; Formicidae
Product: odorant receptor 85f-like
Exons: 6
Coding region: 931-2058 (375 amino acids)
Biological process (GO): detection of chemical stimulus involved in sensory perception of smell; sensory perception of smell
Cellular component (GO): plasma membrane
Molecular function (GO): olfactory receptor activity; odorant binding
Source: RefSeq, a predicted model, not a curated record